This is a messenger RNA of Hyalella azteca, 957 nucleotides long. RefSeq names its product vegetative cell wall protein gp1-like. The coding region runs from base 1 to 957 and encodes 318 amino acids. Lineage: Eukaryota; Metazoa; Arthropoda; Malacostraca; Amphipoda; Hyalellidae. The transcript has a single exon. The record is from RefSeq and is a predicted model, not a curated record.
AUGUUACCAGCCGCUGACUCACCCAUGUUACCAGCCGCUGACUCACCCAUGUUACCAGCCGCUGACUCACCCAUGUUACCAGCCGCUGACUCACCCAUGUUACCAGCCGCUGACUCACCCAUGUUACCAGCCGCUGACUCACCCAUGUUACCAGCCGCUGACUCACCCAUGUUACCAGCCGCUGACUCACCCAUGUUACCAGCCGCUGACUCACCCAUGUUACCAGCCGCUGACUCACCCAUGUUACCAGCCGCUGACUCACCCAUGUUACCAGCCGCUGACUCACCCAUGUUACCAGCCGCUGACUCACCCAUGUUACCAGCCGCUGACUCACCCAUGUUACCAGCCGCUGACUCACCCAUGUUACCAGCCGCUGACUCACCCAUGUUACCAGCCGCUGACUCACCCAUGUUACCAGCCGCUGACUCACCCAUGUUACCAGCCGCUGACUCACCCAUGUUACCAGCCGCUGACUCACCCAUGUUACCAGCCGCUGACUCACCCAUGUUACCAGCCGCUGACUCACCCAUGUUACCAGCCGCUGACUCACCCAUGUUACCAGCCGCUGACUCACCCAUGUUACCAGCCGCUGACUCACCCAUGUUACCAGCCGCUGACUCACCCAUGUUACCAGCCGCUGACUCACCCAUGUUACCAGCCGCUGACUCACCCAUGUUACCAGCCGCUGACUCACCCAUGUUACCAGCCGCUGACUCACCCAUGUUACCAGCCGCUGACUCACCCAUGUUACCAGCCGCUGACUCACCCAUGUUACCAGCCGCUGACUCACCCAUGUUACCAGCCGCUGACUCACCCAUGUUACCAGCCGCUGACUCACCCAUGUUACCAGCCGCUUACUCACCCAUGUUACCAGCCGCUGAUUCACCCCCAAAGACACCCAUGUGUUCUUUGGGUCAAGACGGCGUCAUUGUGGCUCUAUAUGUCUUGGGAACAUAA